CGCCGUACCACUACUACUAAGAUUACUGAAGCUCGUCCCGAUUGUCUACAGUCAACAACAACCUCCUCUUGGUCCCAUCGCUGUCGCCUUCAAUCCUCAUCGCCGUGUGCAUCUCUGCUGCUUCAUCAGUCACUAUACCCAUACGCCACCACUGCGCACUCUGUCGAUGUCUGUCCGCCCUCGGUCUCCCGCUCUACACUCGCAGCAUACGCUAUCCGACCCUCUUUUGAGUUCGCCCCGUCCGUCGAACCCGCGUUGAGUCUCCCGCAAGGCUCUCAUGCCCAAGCGGUGACUGAGAAGCGUCAGCACACGCCGUCUCCGCUCUCGAACUCUCCGUGUAUCAUCAUUUAUCGGGAUUGUAUAUACACGGACAUCGCAUACUUCACUCCCCGCACUUGCCACAAUCAGACACUCUAUCGCCACUCUCCUCGACCGUCCACCUACUGCCUCCAGCUUCAUAUGAGUAAACCACCAGCCACCUCACGACUCCACCGCUCACACGACCUCCUAAUCACCCCUCCGCCACCAUGCGGGGCCUCCUACUCAACCACUCCGACCCCAAAGAGGGCUCCAGCCACUCCCUGACCUCCAACUCCCCCGGCUUCUACGACACCCCCGCCUCCUUCAACGGCGAGCCCUUCUACGAGAAAACCCGCCGCCGCUCCUUCCCCCACCAAUUCAUCGACAGCUUCCGCCGCGACCCGAACCGCCACAUCAUCAACCCCCUCGGCGAUGUCGAUCACCAGGACUGGGUCUACGACCCGAACCAGGCCAUAUUGAGGACCGCGAACACCAGACUGGCUAGGAAGCUGAAGGGCAGGCAUCUGCAGAUGAUUGCUAUUGGUGGGUGUAUUGGGACGGGGCUGUUUGUUGCGUCUGGGCGCUCGCUCAAUGCCGGCGGCCCUGCGUCGUUGCUUAUCUCGUUCUUGUUGACGGGGUGUAUGCUUUACUGCACGGUUCACGCGCUGGGCGAGAUGGCUGUGUUAUAUCCCGUUUCAGGGUCUUUCUCGGCGUACUCGUCUAGAUUUCUCGACCCGGCUUGGGGAUUUGCUAUGGGCUGGAACUAUGCCAUGCAAUGGCUUAUUAUUCUUCCCGUGGAAAUUAUUGCAGCUACUAUAACGAUAGAGUAUUGGAAUAAGAGUAUCAACCCCUCAGUAUUUGUUACGGUGUUCCUGCUGCUCAUCAUUUCGAUCAAUCUAUUUGGCGUCAAAGGCUACGGAGAAGCUGAAUUCUUCUUCUCGAUCGUCAAAGUCGUCGCAAUAAUCGGCUUCAUCCUGCUGGGCAUCAUCAUCAACUGUGUUGGUGGACCCACCACCGGCUACAUUGGUGGCAAGUUCUGGGUCGACCCCGGACCCUUCCAUGCCGGUUUCAAGGGCCUCUGCUCUGUCUUCGUCAACGCUGCCUUCGCCUUCGCUGGCACCGAACUCGUCGGACUCGGCGCGGCCGAGACAGCAAACCCCCGAAAAUCGCUCCCCACAGCCAUCAAGCAGGUCUUCUGGCGCAUCACCCUCUUCUACAUCGUCAGCCUGACCCUCGUCGGCCUCCUCGUCCCCUACAACGACACCCGCCUCCUCACCAGCAGCCAAAGCCGCGGCAACAGCGCCUCCAGCCCCUUCGUCAUCGCCAUUGAAGACGCCGGAAUCGCCGUCCUCCCCUCGGUAAUGAACGCCGUAAUCCUCAUCGCCGUCCUCUCCGUCGGCAACUCCUCCGUCUUCGGCUCCUCACGCACCCUCGCCGCCCUCGCCGACCAGGGCCAAGCACCCAAGAUCCUCGGCUACGUAGACCGCAAGGGCCGCCCUUUCGUCGCUAUCUGCGUCUCCUCCGCUCUCGGAUUCAUCGCGUACGCUGCUAACUCCGAUCAGCAGAACGCGGUUCUGAAUUGGAUGCUUGCUCUCUCGGGACUCAGCUCGAUCUUCACUUGGGCCUCCAUAUGCCUCGCGCACAUCCGCUUCCGCCGCGCCUGGCGCAUCCAGGGGCGCUCGCUCGACGAGCUGGCGUUCGUCUCGCAGCCGGGGGUCGUGGGUAGCUGGAUCGGAUUCAUCUUCAACUGCCUCGUGCUCAUGGCGCAUUUCUGGACCGGGGCGUGGCCAGUGGGCUACGGUAACAUGACGAUGGGAGCGCAGGUGCGGAAUUUCUUCGUGGGGUACCUGGCGGCGCCGAUUGUGAUUGUCAUGUUUGUGGGGUAUAAGUGGUGGUAUAAGACAAAGGUGUGGAGGUGUCAUGAGAUGGACCUUCAGACGGGGAUUAGGGAGUUGAAUUUGGCGGAGAUGUUGAAGGUGGAACGGGCGGAGAGGGCGGAGUGGCCGAAGUGGAAGAGGUAUUAUCAUGUUAUUUGCUGAAGGACCCCCCCAAAGGGGGUUUGGCAUGGAUUUUUAUGGCUUAUGUUUUAUUGGGGUGGAAGCGAUACUUUUUGGGGGGCGUGGUCGGGGCCGGUAAACGGCGUUCAGGGUAGGGAAUAAUCGUUGGUUCUCAAACCACCGCCUGGAGGCGGUUGGCGAAAGCGAACUGGGACGCGAAAGCGAUUAUGGGACACUUCCGGAGCGGACUCGCGACGCGACCGACCAUUAACACGACUGACAACGAGCACAACUACAACCACAACUAUGCCGGUAGUUCAAAUGAAUAAAAAUGAAGCUCUUUUAAAUGCCAUUGAAUUUUUAAAUGGAAACCCAACAGAGAAGAGUGCUACAGUAGCACGGAUGUACAGAGUAAACCCAAGUACACUCCGGACUAUACGACUACGACAACGACGCGCAUCACCACAACGCACCGCUGUGCCACGCGGAGGCCAGAACAGAGUGCUGUCUGAUGUACAAGUUACAGCUAUACAAAGAUAUAUCCAACGCUCAUACGAAAAUGGGUACGGUGCAACUAAGCCUAUGGUGUUCAGUGCCAUCUGCCAACUACGUGCAGCAGAAACUCCAACGCGUGCACCACCGUCACAACGGUGGUUCCAGACAUGGAUUAAGACACAACAACACAACUUCCAUACAAUAAAAACCUGGCCAAUUGAAGCAGCACGGGUUGCAUCUCAUGAAGUAUCAGCUAUUAAAGAAUAGUUUUAUGAAUUUAAAGAUGUGUGUAAUCAACUAGAUAUUACUGCGGGUGAUAUCUACAACUUUGAUGAAGUUGGAUUCCAUGUAGGAAUGAGCACUGGUGAACAUGUGUUGGUACCAUCUACAGUAAAGGAGAGACAAUUGCAGCUGCUGGCAUUGCACUUCCACCGUUCCUUAUUAUACAAGGAAAAUUACACAUGGAAAGUUGGUACCAUGACAAUCUACACAGUGAUGAGAAAGUUGCAGUAUCCGAUUCUGGAUAUACAAACUCUGAGCUUGCAAUGGAAUAUUUACAGCAUUUUAUUCAACAUACACUGUCUAUAAGAACAAAAUUGUUAAUAAUGGACUCUCAUAUCUCACAUGAAGUUCCAGAGUUUAUAAUACUUGCACAUCAACACAAUAUACACUUACAUGUGUUUCCG
Pseudogymnoascus destructans is the source of this 3478-nucleotide messenger RNA. Its product is annotated as glyceraldehyde-3-phosphate dehydrogenase 1. Gene Ontology annotation, molecular function: amino acid transmembrane transporter activity. Bases 528 to 2339 code for a protein of 603 amino acids. Gene Ontology annotation, cellular component: membrane. The transcript has 3 exons. NCBI's taxonomy places the organism in Eukaryota, Fungi, Ascomycota, Leotiomycetes, Thelebolales, Thelebolaceae. The record is from RefSeq and is a predicted model, not a curated record. Gene Ontology annotation, biological process: amino acid transmembrane transport.